This is a messenger RNA of Aureococcus anophagefferens, 4602 nucleotides long. RefSeq lists its product as hypothetical. The record is from RefSeq and is a predicted model, not a curated record. Gene Ontology annotation, cellular component: actin cytoskeleton; cytoplasm; vesicle. Gene Ontology annotation, biological process: actin filament organization; vesicle transport along actin filament. Gene Ontology annotation, molecular function: ATP binding; microfilament motor activity; actin filament binding. The coding region runs from base 74 to 4579 and encodes 1501 amino acids. The transcript has 3 exons. Lineage: Eukaryota; Pelagophyceae; Pelagomonadales; Pelagomonadaceae.
AAUGGGGGAUUAGCCAGCUCUGCAGCUGCAUCUAGCGGUCGCUGAGCCGCAAAAACGUUUCUCUAAAACAACCAUGUCCGGCUGGGACGUCAACACGCCGGUCCUCGUCUCCGACGCGGCCGACGGCUGGACCGCCGCCACGGUCCAAAAGUCGAAUGGCAUCGGCUCCGACGCCCUGCUCGACGUCAGGCUCGACAAGGACGGCACGCUCGUCGAGCGCAGGGGCGCCGAGGUGGAGAUCUUCGACGGCGCCGCGCUCGCGGGCGCCAGCGACAUGGCGGCGCUGGAGGCGCUCACCGAGGGCCGCAUGCUCGAGUGCCUGCGGCGCCGCUACGCGGCGGACGCCAUCUACACGUCCGUCGGCGGCAUCGUCAUCGCCGCGAACCCCUUCCGCGCCCUGCCGCACCUCUACGACGACGCGGCGGUCGCGCGCUUCCGGGAGGGCGACGACGGCGCGCUCGCGGCGCCGCACCCGUUCGCGAUCGGCGAGGCCGCGCUCCGGGGCCUCGUGCGCGACGGCGCGUCGCAGUCCGUGCUCAUCUCCGGCGAGUCCGGCGCGGGCAAGACGGAGACGGUCAAGUACGUGCUGCGCUACCUCUCGCGGCGGUCGGCCGCGGAGACGGGCGCGGACGGCGUCGACGGCCGGGUCCUGCGGUCGAACCCCGUGCUCGAGGCCUUCGCGAACGCGAAGACGGCGCGCAACGCGAACUCGAGCCGCUUCGGCAAGUACGUCCACGUCUACGUGGACCCGCUGUCGGGUCUGAUCAAGUCCGCGUCGAUCUCGCAGUUCCUGCUCGAGAAGGUCCGCGUCGUCGACCGCGUCCCCGACGAGCGCAACUACCACGCCUUCUACCAGUGGGCCCGCGGGGCGCGGCGCACGACGCCGGCGAGCUUCCGGCUGCUCGCGGGGCCCUGCGUCGACGUCGCGGGCGUCGACGACGCCGCGGGCUGGGCCGAGACCGCGGCGGCGCUCGGCGACCUCGGCGCGUCGACGGACGACGUCGCCGGCGCCGCGGGCGCCCUCGGCGGCAUCUUAGCGCUCGGCGACGCGAUCAUCUCGUCCGUCGAGCUCCCGGGCCAGGACGCGGGCUCGGCGUUGGACGUCGCGGGCGCGCCGCUCGGCGUCGCCGCGGACGCCUGGCGGGGCGCGCUCUGCGCCCGCAACGUCGCGGGCGUCGACGUGCCCAACUCGACGGACGCGGCGCGCCAGUGCCUGGCCGCCGUGCUCAAGGCCUGCUACGCGCGGCUCUUCGACUGGGUCGUGUCGCUCGUCAACGACGCGCUCCGGUCCCCGUCGGCGUCCGAGGACCACUUCGUCGGGCUUUUGGACGUCUUCGGCUUCGAGUCCUUCGCGCACAACUCCCUGGAGCAGCUGUUGAUCAACUACGCCAACGAGCGGCUGCAGCAUCACUUCAACGCCGUCGUCUUCGCGCAGGAGGCGAGGCUCUACGCCGCGGAGGGCGUGCCCGUCGGCGAGACGGCCUUCGUGGACAACGCGGACGUGCUCGCGCUGUUGGACGGGAAGGUGCUCAAGGUGUUGGACGAGGAGUGCGCGCUGCGGACGGGCGGCGACGCGUCGUACCUCGCGAAGCUCGAACGCGCCUGUGCUUCCUGCCCCCCCUUCGAGCCCAUGCGCGCCCGCAAGAAGUCGACGGACGCGGAGCGCGCGUUGGUCGGCCGCGCCUUCGGCGUGCGCCACUUCGCCGGGUCCGUCGUCUACGCCGUGGAGGGCUUCGUGAGCAAGAACCGCGACGCCCUACCGGAGGCCGCGGCGCACGCUCUCGCGCGGUCCGACGCCCCGCUCAUCGCCAAGCUCUUCGCGGACGGCGACGCGCUCACGUCGAGCGGCGCGCGGAGCUCGCGGUCGCGCAAGGGCCGCGCCUGCGUCGCCAAGACCUUUGGCGCCUCGCUGAAGGCCUUAACGAAGACGAUCGACGCGACGGCGCCCCACUUCGUGCGCUGCGUCAAGCCCAACCCCGCGUCGAGGCCCAGGGCCUUCGACGGCGCCUACGCGCUGGAGCAGCUCCGCUACAUGGGCGUGCUCCAGAUCGUCGAGGCGCGGAAGCGCGGCUACCCGAGAAGGUACGCGCACGGCGCGUUCGACGCGCGGUUCCGGUCGCUCGUCCACGACGACGACGACUGCCGCGUCGUCGGCGACGACCCGGAGCUUUUGGAUCCCGAGGGUUUAGCGUUCGCGCUCUGCGCGGAGCUGAAGCUCGAGCCGGCGUCCGUCGUCGUCGGGAGGACCAGGGUCUUCCUGAAGCACGCGGCGGACGCGGCGCUCGAGAAGGCGCGCGACGCGGCGCUGCGGGCGUCGGCGCUCAAGGCGCUCGACGCGGCCGCGGCGUCGAGCGACCCGUGCGUCGUGGAAGACGCGCUGCGCGCGGCGUUGGACCUCCGGCUCGCGGGGCCGGCCGUCGACGCCGCGCGGUCGCGGCUCACGGAGCUGCGCUUCCUCGAGGCGGAGCGCGCCUUCGCGGGCGCCCUCGCCGCCGCGGCGAGGGCCGCGUCGGGCGACGCCGUGUCGCGCGCCGCGGGCGCCGCGGCGCGCGCGCUCGACGCCGCGGGCGACGACGUCGCCGCGCACCUCGCCGACGCGCUCGCGGCCCUCGUCGACGCGCGACGCGCCGCGGCGCGCGACGGCGUGCCCGCGGAGUCGCCGGACGCGCGCGACGCCGCCGCGGCCCUAGCCGCGCUCGAGGCCUGCGUCGCCGCGCGGCGGCCGCCCCAGGGCGUCGAGGAGGAGAAGGGCGUCGAGGAGGAGAAGUCGGCGUUGCCGCCGCCGCCCCUGUCGCCGACGUCCGCGGCGCUGUCGCGCGCGUACCCGGACGCGCGCGACGCCGCGGAGCGCGCGGCGCGCGACGCGGACUACGCGCGAAGACUCCAGUCCCAGUGGCGCCGCGAGGAGGAGCCCCCGAGGGCGCCGGAGACGCGCUUCGUGUCCUUGCUCUCGCCCGCCGAGGUCGCGGCGGCCAAGGGGCGCCACGGCUCGAAGAUCUCGCGCGUCGUCGACCUGUCGGCGGCGGAUCGGCGCGCGUUCCUCGCGAGGGAGCGCACGGUGCUCAAGGUCGGGUCCAACGGCAAGAGCGCCGAGUGGAAGCGCAUCCGCGUCGCCGACGGCCGCGUGUCCUGGGCGUCGGACCGGCCCGGGGGCCUCUUCGGCAAGAUGGGCGGCGGCGACGGCAAGAAGGGCGUCGCGCUCGCGAGCAUCUCGAGGGCGACGCUGGGCCCCGAGGGCAACGGCUUCGUCGCGGCGUACCACGCGAACGCGCCGCUGGGCAAGCGCAUGGAUGGCGCCUGGAGCUACCUCACCCUCUCGACGAAGGAGCGCGACUACGUCUUCGGCUUCGACGGCGACGACGACGCGGAGGUUCUAAUCUUCGCGUCGAAUCUGGAGCGGGCCGCGGACGACUUCGCGAACCGGGAGCGGCCCUUCGGCGACGGCGUCUUCGCGCGGGCCCAGAGGGCCUACGUCGUCUCCGCCGCCGACGGCCGCAAGCCCCUGGGGCGCCUCUGCCCCGCGCUCCGCGAUUUGGCGCUCGUCGCCGCCGUCAUGGCGGAGACGUCCUUCGCGGUCGCGGCGAAGGGCCGGCUGCCCCGGGGCUGCGCCUUCGGCGCCCUGGCGCCGGCGGCCUUCUGCGACCAGGUCUCCUGGCUGCCCUUCGCCGUGCUCGACGUCGGGACCGCCGCGCCGCUGUCCGUGGCGACCGACUCGGCCGCGGGCUUCGCCGCGGGCGAGGUCAAGUCCGGCGACGGCCGGCACCCGGGCAUCGCCGAGGCCAUCGCCUACGUCGCCACAUUACCCAACGCCGCGGAGCUCGCGGCCGUCACGGGGGUCGUGAGCGCCGACCCGCAGGCGAGGCGGCCGCGGAAGCAGCGCGCGUCCGCGCGGCGAUCCGUGCCGCGCGACCCCAAGCCGGCCCACCUCUUCGCCGCCUGCGCCCACGGCGAUGCCGACCUCGUGGAGGCGCUCGUGCUCCGCUGCCGCGUGCGCGUCAACGCGCGCUACAAGGCGGCGGACGACUGGGCGGGGAUCGCGGGCGGCGACCGCGCGCGGAUGGAGCCGCAGGAGGGGACGACGGCUUUGUGCUACGCGGUGACCUGGUGCGACGUGCUCGGGGACCGCGUCUCGGAGAAGCUCGUGCGGCGCCUGCUCCUGCUGCGGGCGGACCCGGCGCUCGACGACGGCCACCCGGAGGUCGCGAACGGGUCGACGCGGCUGGCGCUGACGCUCCUCCACGCGGGCGCGGAGCCGGACGCGCGGACGUCCGACGGCCGCACGCCCCUGCACAUUUUGCCGCUCUGCGCGGACCCGGCGAAGCGCUCCGAGGUCGCCGAGGCCUUGGUGAACGCGGGCGCGGACGUGAACGCGACGUCCGCGUCCGGCGACGCGCCGGUGCACGCGCUCGCGCGCGACGGCUUCGUCGACGUCGUGUCGACGCUCAUCGCCUUCGGGGCGAACACGCUCCUGGAGAACGCCGAGGGGCUCACGGCCGCGGAGCUCGCGCAGCUCGAGCUGUCCUUCGACGACGGCGCGCGCGCGGCGGGGCUCCGCGCGUGCGUCCAGCUGCUUUCCUGAGUUACUUAAGGAGCGGCGAUUUU